AUGAAUUCUCAAGAUCAAUCUUCUGAUCAAGCUCCGGCUCAAGAUCAAUCAUCUAAUGAUCAAGCUCCGGCUCAAUCAUCUGACAGUCAAACCCCAGUUGAUUUCACACUUUUCCCACAAAUUCCCCUAGACAUACGAGUCAUGAUCUGGAAGGCUACUUUAACUCCUCGUGUGUUUAGUAGACGAUGCUUGAGCCCUAACAGCAACCAAUCUCUAUAUUCUGUCAACAUCUCUUCUUUACUUAGUGUUAAUGCAGAGACCAGAUAUGAAGCGUUAAAAUGCAAAAGUCCACUACUCAUAGACCCCGACUUUGUCAAGAAGGUUCAAGUAUCUCCCGAGGUUUUUAUGAAUUCUUCUUGGACUUGGAACCAGAUGUUACGGAACUGGCAAGAUAAUUACCACAGAUUUGAGGACAUCGGACUUGGGUGGUACGAAAUGAAUCGACAUCGCAUCAUGUUCACAUACUUACGAUUUAACAAUUUGAACGAGUUCAUUCUUCAGGAUGUUGAUUGCGCUCUUCCACAUAAACUUGAUUCUCCGGACACGAGAGCAACAUGUAAGAGAUUUCUGAGCACUAUGUUCCAGGCCGAAAUAACUCGCGAGUCGAAAGCUCAUAUCCAAGUCUCAAUUCCGAUAAUCAUUGUCCUUCCAGGUGCAAAGUAA
This is a messenger RNA of Botrytis sinoallii, 663 nucleotides long. RefSeq lists its product as uncharacterized. The transcript has 3 exons. NCBI's taxonomy places the organism in Eukaryota, Fungi, Ascomycota, Leotiomycetes, Helotiales, Sclerotiniaceae. The record is from RefSeq and is a predicted model, not a curated record. Bases 1 to 663 code for a protein of 220 amino acids.